AUGAUUAAUGAUAAUAAUGAUGAUAUUAUCAAAAAGGUCAGCAGUUGGUGGGCCGACCCGUCAAACGAAAAAAACAAGUAA
Spirodela intermedia is the source of this 81-nucleotide messenger RNA. Lineage: Eukaryota; Viridiplantae; Streptophyta; Magnoliopsida; Alismatales; Araceae. The record is from the annotation of a GenBank genome assembly.